AUGAUUCAAGAUCAUCAUGAGUUGGCAAUUAGCAGUGUUCCAACCAAUAAUAACAAUGGCAGUAACAGACGCACCACCACCGGAACACCUUCAUCAAAUCGUCCAUCCUCGAUGCGAUUCAAAUCACCCGAGAGUGAUCCUUCUCACUCCUGUGAUUCAUCAGUGAUGAGUAAUAGUUCCAAUAGUAGUAGUAGUACUUGUUGUUGUGAUUUGACUGAAAGUGAUUCUUCAAAUCGAUUUGGAAUAUAUUUGGCAAAUUCAGGAUCACUCAUACAUGACGAUCAGAGCUCUGUUGAAUCAUCAUCAUUGAUUUUCAAGAGAGGAAUUGAUGUCAUUGAAUUUAUAUCAAGGACUUUACAGGUUCAUGCUGAUGAGGUGUUAGUCAUUGAUAGAAAUGGAAAGAAACUGAAAAACGACUCGAUUUGUUCGGAAAUUUUUAAAAAUAGUGAUCAGUUGUUUGUCUUUAUUGCCAAGACUUGGCGAGACAAUAUUCUCAAAGCAUGUCUUGAAAUCAAAGAACAACAAUCAAAAGAGAGUAUCACAAAUAGCGCUCAACAAUUAUUUCAAGAUUUGUUGGAUGGUUGCAUGAAACAAUACGAUGCAAUUCAAUCCAUUGUUAAAUAUUUUAAUUCAAUGAAAGACAAAUCUCAAUGUAUCAUUGAGACCAUCAAGAAGAGAACUCCUGAAUUGCAGCACAUGAAUCUCUCUAAACUGAAAAAUAUUUAUGUGAAUAACAAUUUAGGAAAACCAAAAUCACUGAAUGAACAUUUCAAUAAUGUAGAAGAGCAAAUGAAAGCAUUUAUAGAAAAAUUUAAUACAAGACUGGAAGAAUUGAACAAGACCUCUAUUGGCAUUUCCUUAAAUAAGGACAAGAUUGAGAAUUUGUUUUUAGAAAUUGCUGCUGGUAAAGAUGAUCCUUCCAAAUGGAUGAAUUGUAUCAUAGAAUUGCGACACAUACUGAACUCUAUACUCCGGUCAGAUAUUUAUCAACAAUUUUCGAAUUUAUCCAAGCUGAGCAACACUCAAAGUAUUUUAGGACACUUUUAUCCACGAUUUAAGGCUAUGGAUCAUAUGGAUGAAAUAUAUGAACUGACUCGCCUCGAAUUAUUUCAACGAAACGUAUUUUGUGGAAGACUCCAAACAACCAUUGAUGAGCUGAAUAAACUCAUCAAACAGGAAAAUGAAAGAAGGAUCUCAUUCACAACCAUGAUCAAAGAUUUUGAAAAAACUCAUGCCUAUCGAUAUCUGUGCUCUCUAGUGCCUCGAAUGAAUCAUCGAGUGCAAGAAAUUGAACAACAAUUGAAUCAAACACCUGACAUUGAACUCUCAGAGUCAGAAUUCAAUUCUAUUCUUGUAAAAUAUAACUCCCUCUAUGAACAAUAUAAGAUCAAAUACUCGUUUCCAGAGAUAGAAGAAGCGUCAUGCUAUUCCAUGCUCACUUUUAAAACACUAUCCUCCAUUGAGCAGAUAAAAUCAAGCAAAGAUAAUUUUGAAGAGAAUAGUAUGAAAAAGAAUUUCGAACAAGAUUACUUGGAGAGCGUGACAGAAAUUCAAAAUUUAACCAUGGAAAUUGAUUCUUUAAAAUCUGAAAUUGACCGAUUCAAACAAUACAACCACAACUUGCAAUUAGAAUUACGAAACAAACAUGAAUUGGAGAUGGAAAUUCAAAAACUAAAAACAAAGAUCACGAGCAUUGAGAAGGAGCAUCAUUCAGCACUCAACGAAAAUGAAUCCUUUAGAACUAAAAUUGUAGAUUCUGAAAAUCAAUUGGCCAUACUAAGAACACAGGUCUCAUCAAUGACAGAGAAAUAUUCUUUAUUGCAAGAACAAUACCAAUCACUCCAACAUGAAAAUGAACAAAUGACUGAAAAAUGUAAACAAGUGUCUGAGAAUUAUGACAAGUUACAAAACAAACAUCAAGAUGAUAUAGAAAAAUUACGCAAUAACGUCUCUGACUUGGAAAAAAAAGCUUCAGACAUGCUGGAGCAUGAAUCACAGUUGAAAAAGCAAAUCUCUGACUUGCAAAAUGAAAAUCAAUCCCUCACAAAGAAGUACGAAGAACACAAGAAACAACUCGAAUCUACAAUGUCCUCCCAAAACGAAGAAAUUGUUAACUUUAAAAAGAAAUUAGAUGUACUCGAAUAUGAAAAUAGAGAAAUUGUCCACAAACACGAGAUUACCUCUGCAAACGAAGAGUCUGAACGACUUAUUCUUGAAAAAAAGGUUGAAACUUUGAAUCAAAAAUUAGAAAUGGCUCAAGUUAAAGUUAAAGACUUGACAGAAUCACAUGCAACGGAAAUGGAAUCUUUGCGCAAAUUGUUAGAAGAGUGUGAAUGUUCUCGUCGAGAGACUGAAUCAAGAAAUGUUCAAUUUUCGCUUGAAAUUCACCACUUGGCAUCUGAAAUUCAAAAGUCUAAGGAAGAAAAUUAUUUGCAGGAGGCAAAAACGGUGAAUUGUUUGGCAGUACUUGACAUUCUGCUUAACGAGUUGAUGGCUUUCCUAGUUCACCACAACGAUUUGUGCCAAAGAUUCCCUAAUCUUGGAGCAAGAGCUCAAGAUAUCUCAUCUCUGCAUGAGCAACUGGAACUGCGAAAAGUAUUGGAAAACAUGAACAAAGAAUGUGUGGAUUACACGGUGGUGAGUAAAAUCAAGGAUGUCGUACGGUUAAUUCUCCAAGAGUUGGAUCAAUCAACUGAGAACAUUAUACCCAACCAAAGAUGA
This is a messenger RNA of Naegleria fowleri, 2721 nucleotides long. RefSeq lists its product as uncharacterized. NCBI's taxonomy places the organism in Eukaryota, Heterolobosea, Eutetramitea, Acrasida, Naegleriidae. The record is from RefSeq and is a predicted model, not a curated record. The transcript has 4 exons. The coding region runs from base 1 to 2721 and encodes 906 amino acids.